CAGGAGGGCCCCGGAUGGUUCGCGGAUUGGAACCCAGAAGUGAAGUGCACGUUGGAUGUGGACUUGAUGCAUACAUUUAUCCACUCGGAGGCUGUGUUCUGCGUGCGCUUUUCGCAUGAUGGCAAGUACUUUGCUACCGGGCAUAGCACAUCGGUACGUAUCUACGACGUGGGGACAGCGCAUAGUGUUUUGGAACAUGACACAAAACAUGACACAACCCCUCCCAGUGCGUGCUUCAGCCCGGAUGACAAGUACCUCGUGACAUGUGGAUAUCACGAGAACAUCUUCCUCUGGAACAUUGCCGAGAAGAGCGUACGCAGUGUCUGCAGAAACUCUAAAGGGCCAUUUUUUUUGCUUGCGUUCUCCCCCAACGGGAAAUUCCUCGUGUCCGGCUCAAGGAGUGGGAUAGUCCAAAUAUGGGACGUGGAGGUUAAAUCCGACGGAUCGCUGAGUGAGUUCGCUGGCCCGUACCGUGUCUACUUGGACUGCAUCGCCAUAUCUCCGGACAGCCAACUCGUCGCCACCGGCUGCUCGGACGCCAUCCGCAUCUGGGACAUUAACACGGGACAGCUCGUUAAGCGCCUUCGAUACCCCUCUAAUCGGUACUGCCCCGUCGCAUUCACCCCGGAUGGGAAGGGGCUCGUCUCCGGUAGCUCGGACAGAACACUUAAGUACUGGGACAUCCGCAACGUGCCGAGGGGCGGACCGGAGAUGAGGGAGGCUCUGAUAGAUGACAACGAAGGUGAAGAAGAGGGAACCCGGUGCAAUAUGACCUUUCUGGGGCACACAGAUGUGGUGACUUCGGUAGCAGUGUCGCCGGACGGAGAGUGGAUCUUGUCUGGAUAUUUCAAUGAUACGGUAAAGCUUUGGGAUGCGAGAACAGCGACACUGCAGCUCACGUUGAGGGGACACAAUAGCGGCGGUAGGUUACAAUAUAUAGUAUCUUGGGAAGAUAGCUGA
This is a messenger RNA of Punctularia strigosozonata HHB-11173 SS5, 960 nucleotides long. RefSeq names its product WD40 repeat-like protein. Gene Ontology annotation, molecular function: protein binding. Lineage: Eukaryota; Fungi; Basidiomycota; Agaricomycetes; Corticiales; Punctulariaceae. The record is from RefSeq and is a predicted model, not a curated record. The annotation marks the transcript as partial. The transcript has 5 exons.